Messenger RNA from Sorghum bicolor (sorghum), 438 nucleotides. Its product is annotated as early nodulin-20-like. Lineage: Eukaryota; Viridiplantae; Streptophyta; Magnoliopsida; Poales; Poaceae. Gene Ontology annotation, cellular component: plasma membrane. The transcript has a single exon. The record is from RefSeq and is a predicted model, not a curated record. Gene Ontology annotation, molecular function: electron transfer activity. The coding region runs from base 1 to 438 and encodes 145 amino acids.
AUGUACAGCAAUGAGAUCCACACGGUGGCCCAGGUGAGCAAGAACGACUUCGUGGCGUGCAACCUGCAGGGCAACAGCAGUCAGUUCAAGUUCUGGAACUCCGGCAACGACGUCGUGACGCUGGACAAGCCCGGCAAGAUGUGGUUCAUCUGCACCAAGCACAACCACUGCCGCAAGGGCAUGAAGCUCGCCAUCGACGUCGUCGACCGCACCGUCGUCGUCGCCCCAUCCCCAGCCCCGCUCCCGGGAACUGCCCCGCCUCCCCCACCUCCUCCGUUCGGUUGGCCGUCGACCCCGGCCCCGCCGCCCCCACCUCCGUUCGGUUGGCGGUCGACACCGGCGCCGCCUCCGCCGCGGUCUGUGGCCGUGAGGAACGCGGUCGGCGGCGCGGUGGCCGCGGCGGCAGCCGCCGUGGUCGCGGCCGCGCUCGCGUUCUAG